CUCGCGAGAUCAGAAAUGGCGGACAAGAUUUUGAAAUUUGAAAAUAUUUAUGUUAUAUGGCAUAUAAUUCAUUAAUCCGUGGUGCAAUAUAGUUGAUAUCCAUACGAUAGUUAUAAACUAUGUAAACCUUUGAUAUAAAUCAAGUAUGAGCUAUUUUAGUGCAUUUAACUCGCCAAAAAGGAAGGAGUCAAUAUGUCAGCAUCCUCCACCGCAACGACAUAUCGUCACCUAUGCCACAGCUGGACUACAAAGUCUAAUUGAUAAAGUUACAAAAUCAAAGACAGAGAUCCUAAAACAAAAUGCAGGCAUAUGUGAAACAUCACUUGAUAACACAGAUGACUGUUUUACGAAUAUAGAGGGACAGUUCCAGCCAACAAAGGACAUGCCAUUGAUGGCCAGUCGAUACAAAUUUAUAGAAUGCAUAGGGAGAGGACAGUCUUCAGUGCUGGUCAAAGCUCUUGAUACAUUUAACCAAUACAAGGCUGUUUCCAUCAAAGUUCUACACCUGAACUACAACUGUAUAGGACCUCAGGAAGUUGCACUGAUUCGAGACCUGAACAGGGCAGAUGCUUAUGGUGGAUCCUGUACAGUCAGGUUACUAAAUACAUUUACAUUUGACGAUCACUACUGCGUUGUGUUUGAGUACCUGCAACCUGCCAUGUUGACCAAAUACUUCAAACAUCUUGACAGAAAUCAGAAAUUAACAAAGAUACGACAAGUUGCCAUCCGACUUUUGACGGUGCUUGGCUUUCUUCAGCGCCAGAAUGUCAUUCACGCAGAUUUGAAACCUGAAAAUAUCCUACUAGCCAAAGAGGGAGACAUGUCUUCAUUGCGGGUGAUUGAUUUUGGCAAUGCAAUCCACUAUGUCCACAACGAGGUGUCUCUUUAUUACGAGGAUUAUGAGCUGCAAACCCUGCUAUAUAGAGCCCCCGAGGUUAUCUAUGGGAUGCCAUUUGGUACAGAGGUUGAUUUGUGGUCACUUGGAUGUGUACUAGCAGAACUAUUCUUUGGAAGACCAUUGUUUUAUGGAAAGGAUAAACCAGGGAUUCUUAAAGAGAUGACCAAGAUCUUGGGGCCAUUACCAACUGAUGUUUAUCAAAGAGGCAAAUAUUUCACUGAACUUGAAGAUUUCUGCACCAAAUCUAAACAGAUUGAUGGCACACUCUCCUUGCAAAAAACCAUGACAGAGAAAUCAGACUCUAGCAUUAUUUACAAAAACUGGAAUUCACGUUCAGAGAGAUCUGUCCAUCUUCCGCUACCUGGCCACUACCAGUUUGCAGACUUCCUGUCAAGACUUUUGCGAUAUGACCCCCGAGAGAGGAUGACGCCAGCGGAGGCAUUCCAGCAUCCAUUCCUCGUACCAGAGAUGGCUUUCCUCUACAGCAUGCCUAAUAUUGAUGGGUCGAUGGACAAGUACAAUAACAUUGCAGUGCGUGCGACAACAUACGCUUCACUGGAUGGUCCUUAUAUAGACAAGAACCACAAGCAACUGUUCAGGACCUCCAGGGAACUUCUCAAACAUGGUACAGGAAGCAGACCAGAACCUUUAAAGCCAGUUGCCCAGGUGAUGCCUGUCAAGAGAGAAACAACAAGCCCACAACCUGAAGAGGAAACAAACAACCCAGAUACAGCACUGAGAUCAAGUUAUAGACAAGAAAGUUACAAUUUUAAUGAGGAUUCAAGUGAAUAUAGAAACCACAGAGAUCCAAGAACUUCUGACUCAAGGACUGGAAUACUUAAGACAUCAAACAAUUUACAUUUCGGAACUGACACUAUAGAUUUUGGUUCUGAGGCUAUUCAAUUAUCAAAAAUGGAAAGUCAAAGUUCUUUAAACAUAGAAAGACAGAGUGCAUUUAAGCCAUAUGGUGAAUGUAGUAAUGCAACAAAUAGUGAGGGCAUGUCUAGCAGGUCUAGAGAACAUGCUGAAUUCAAUGUGGAAAUAGGAGAUGUAAGGACUGACAGUAAAAUGUGGACUAAUGAGAGAAGAAAGGCAACUGGUCAAGUAAUUCAAAGUGAAAGGAAUCAAAAUCAAAGAACUAACAGAAAUAAUAGAAAAAACUUAAACAGUGAAAAUGAUGGACAUCUUAGUCCUAAUUUAGUUGAGGAGAAUUGUAGGAGAGACGAUAAAAGAGUUGAAAAUGUAACAUAUGACACUAACCUUGAUAGAGGACAUAACAAAACAAGACACUCUAAAGGAAGGAUUGGUGUCUAUAAAGGUCCCAGGAGGCAUAGUAAUGAAGAAACUACUACAGGCUCAGGACCAGGAGGCAAUGUAAAUAGUAGCACAAUAUCAAAUGAAGAAGAUGAACAAAUGUUGUCAGGUCAAACAGUCUAUACCAAGACUAAGAGUAACAGCACUAAUUCUGCACUGAGCAGCACUAAUGCGGCACUGAACAGCACUAAUGAUGCACUAAACAGCACUAAUGAUACACUGAACAGCAGUAGCAAUGCAGCAAUGAUAGAAAUACAGCGUCACAGUAAAAAUGUGAUCUCGAAUAUAAUGGACUCUAGGAAUAAUAGCAAUAUUAAAACUGAAACUUCCUGCUUUGAUAACAGGACUAGAAUUUCUAGGACUAUGACUACUAGUGAUAAAUGUCCUAGGUCAGCUGAUCCUGUGAAAGAACUGUCUACUGCUCAAUUUCAAAGGAAGAAACAACCUUCUGGUCAACAGCAAAGGACCAAACAACGUCCUUCUGAACAGCAGUUGAGCAAUCAACCCCUUGCCCUUACUCAGGACAGUGUGUCAAGUGUAAAAAAUACUCAACUCAGUCUCAAAGAUCUCAAAUCAAAGAUUGAUAAAGAAAUGUCAAACUUAACUGCAAAAGAAAAUAAUCACACAAAUCUCAAAACAGAAAAAUCAAUAUCUCAGAAGCCUAAAAUAGCUCCCUCUCAAGUUAGACCUGGUCAUACUGAACCUCCAGAUAUUGAGACCAGCAAGGACAAUAAUAUAAAACCAAAGAAGUCAAGAAUGGACAAAAUUAUUGACCAACAAUAUGAAAAACUGAUUAAAACUUCACAUCCAUCUGAUACCGUGAUACUUUUUCCAAAUGAGAAUAUUGGUGAAUCAAGCGAAAUGUCAAGCAAACCUACACAAGGGAGAGAUGAUAAGGAACUGAACCAGGAUGAUGAUGCUAGUGAAGAAAAUGAUGAUACUGAUCGAGACCAGAGUUCAUAUGUUGAUGAUACACUUCAUUCUCAGCUAGAUGAGUACCCACUUGGAAUUUCAGACAAUAGCGACUUCAACGAGUUCUAUUCUAGCCCUGAACCUGUAUACCAACAGACAGAUUCUAAUGGGAGUUCACCUUGUGAUGGACCCUACCAAGAGGAGGAAUCGGGUUUAGUUUUAGGCCCAUCUCCGAGUCACAAAUUCAUGAAAUCUGAACACUUUCCAGUUGAGGAUUCGGGAGCAAGUAACAGUACCCCAGUUCAUGAUCAGAAUAGAAAACAUGUAGUCUUAAAAGCAGAACUCAAAUUAGCUAAACAGGUGCAUGUUGACCAUCAUGAUAUGAAGGCUAUUACACUAAAAAAUGCUGCUCAAUCUAAAGUGCCUAGACUUCCUGAAGUGUCCAAAGUACCUGGAAUUCCUAAGAUGAAACCAGGUGUACAAAAAUCCAUUGCGUCUGAAUUUGAGGAUGAUGAUGAAAUUAAUGAUGGUAGUAUUGACAGUGAAGAUAGUAAUGAUACAAUUGUUCAGCUCAUCACGCCAGUUAGAGAUAUCAUUAAACAUGGCAGGAAUCUUCAAACAAAAAUAGUUACAAACACAGAGCUGGACUCUAUACAACAAAAAGAGGUCAGUCCAAAAUCUAUACAAGACAGCCUAAAGUUGGUUGCAUCAACUACAUCUAAACAAACUGUUAAACCUGGUAGACAGUCAAAACUGUUUGAUGUUCAACCUCAAACUGAAACUGAUAUCAAAAAUGUUGAUUUAAAUAUUUUUGAUUUGGUUGAUUCAGAAAAUGAUCUCAUGGAUUUAUCCCCAAUUGCCAAAGUAAAGCACGCAGAGUAUGGUUUUGAGGUUGCGACACCUAACAUAUUCUACGAAUCGGAAACAACACCAGGUGCAACUGAUAUAAAGGAAAAAGUUAAAUCUCCAAAUAUUGUAAAGCAAAACAUUGAAAUUGGUCCAAAAAGAAACAGCAUUCUUUCAGUGACAAAUGAAAAAAUAAUAAAAAGAAAAUUGAAGCACAGAACUGAAAUAAAUUCCAAGAGACAAAAGAAUGAUAAUCAGAGUCCAGAUUUAAAAAGGGCCUCUAGAAAUGACUCCAUUAAUUUCAUAUCACCUCUAAAAUCAAGUGAAAUACCUUUAAAAAGGCCUUCUAGUGCAAGGAAAGCUAAAACUAUUGGGAUGGAAGAAUCAAAGAAACAAAUGAAAUUCUUAAAUAUGUCCCAGAAAAACAUUACAUCCAUGUAUAGGGGACACAAACUACAGAGAUCUAAACAUUUAAAGCAGAAAAAAUUAUUCAGUGAUGCUGGUGAAUAUGACAAAAACCCACAGAAGGAUAUUGACAAAGUUGGUCACUACAAAACUGACACUGAGGAAGAAAUUAUUAAUCUUCUUUAACAAGAGCGGUGUAAUUUUUUAUUUCAUAAUUAUUCCAAUGAACGAAGUUCAGUAGGGAUAGAUUGAAGCUAGUAGAUAUAUUUUCUUCAUACUUGGUGGAGAGAAGCAUAUUGGUGAAAAUGUUUACACAAUGUUCAAGAUAGCCGCCUCUUU
Molecule: messenger RNA, 4714 nt
Organism: Owenia fusiformis
Lineage: Eukaryota; Metazoa; Annelida; Polychaeta; Sabellida; Oweniidae
Source: the annotation of a GenBank genome assembly